AUGUCAUCCACCUCUCUGCCCGUCUUCAACUUCGACUUCACCUCGACGCCCUCGACCUCGCACCACCCACACCAACACCGGCCCGCCGUGUCCUCGCCUCUCUCCAGCAGCUCGCCCAUCCGCGUAUCGCAGUCCUCGCCACCGCUUUCGCCGCGCGACCCCAACACCCUGGCUCCCCGGCGCGACUUCAACUCGUCCCCCAUCCAGCCGUCCUCGUCGGCCGCCUCGAGCAAGCUGUUCAAGUUCGCCGGCCGCGACGCCAAGAAGAACCCCCUGAGGCAGAGCCGCGAGACCGCCCAGGAGAGCAAGCGCAGGCUGUUCCUGAAGGGCGUGAGGCAGCGCGCCGACGACAAGGCCUGGGAGCGCAGGGGUGGCGAUCAGGAGGUCUUGAAGCUCGAAUGGUCUGCCCUCGACCGCAGGCGGCGGCAACUGAAGGACUCGGACAUCGACGGGUUCGUGUUUGAGGACGAGCUGGAGGAUAUCCCGGAGAUGCCGGGUGCCUACGUCCAGGAUGAGCCUAUGGACCACGACAUGAUGGUCGACUCGCAUGCGCAGGACGAGGAGGCAGAGCUGGAGGCCAUGCUCUCCGCCUUCGAGUCACAAUCAUCGAGGCCUCCCGUGCGGCCAGACUCGCCGUCGCUGUCCGACGAGGACGACUACGACAGCUUGUUCAUGGACUUCUUGACGCAGCAGGACGAGCCGCGGAAUGGUCAGGAUAUUGUUUUGUCGGGGCAGAUGGACAUGUCAUGA
This is a messenger RNA of Neoarthrinium moseri, 750 nucleotides long. RefSeq lists its product as uncharacterized. NCBI's taxonomy places the organism in Eukaryota, Fungi, Ascomycota, Sordariomycetes, Amphisphaeriales, Apiosporaceae. The record is from RefSeq and is a predicted model, not a curated record. The transcript is spliced from 2 exons. The coding region runs from base 1 to 750 and encodes 249 amino acids.